GGCCUGUGACGCUGCUUGUACACGUAGCCUAGUAGGAUGUGUUCAUUGAAGAUGGUGGCUGUGUGUCAGACUCACUGUCCUGCACAUUUGUAAGAAUUUAUUUAUAUGUGUACACAUUUCCGACAUCUGGUUCGCCUGACUUCAGUCUCUUCAGUGACAUCUAGAGUGACCUGGUCUUCAGAGCUGUUAGCUGUGCAGCCAUGCAGUCCCCACCACGGACUGGCCCUCCAGGAGCUUCUGGCCCUUCUCCAUCUGGGCCCAAUAUGUUCCGCAGAACAAGGCCUUACAAGCAUACAGCAGCAGCUACUGCCACAGGCCCACCUGCUACUCAACCCAUGACAACCCCUUUCAUGUUUUCUAGAGCUCCUCCUCCUAUGGCUGCAGGUGGUCUCGGAACAAUACCGAACAGCAACCCUCCACCCAUGCAAGCCCCACCUAACACCAUGUACUCUCAGGCUGACACAGGGCUGCCUCCACAACCACAGACACUGGAGAAUAUCCCAGUGGCUCCGCUUGGUCCCGUACCACCCUCUUUGUCAGGGGUUACCCUAUUUAACCCUCACACUACACCAUCCCCUGGUGUUUUCCAACAACCAAGUCCCAUGGCAUAUGCACCUUCCCAGUCUGAACAGGGAUGUUUUAAUUCACGUGAACAGACAAAAUCAAUGGCCACAGAGCCACCACCUGUGGCCUCGGCACCAACACCUAGUAACACACCUUCUCAACCUGGGCUCUUCCAGCCUGUGCCUCCCAUCACCUCCUCUACUCAGUGGGUCCCUGAUCACGGAAGCCGGCCUCCAUCAGUUCAGAACUACUUCCAACCUACAAGUAACCCUACACUGCAGCCUUUUAACAUAUCUCCACAGACCCAGGUGUAUCCUUCCCACACACCAUCGCCCCAUCACAGCAACCCCAACCUUCCAACAGAACCUGGACAUGCCCAGAUUCAGGCUCCUCUUCCUCCCCAGAACCCUGUAAAAACCCCUAGUUCUCACUGGCCAGACCCAAAUGCACCUCAGCAACAUACUUUACAAACUCAGAGCUAUUUUAGUCAGAGCCCUGCCCCCCAGGACUCAUGGUUCAUCCCACCUCCACAGGACUCAAGCUACCAUCAAAUGAGGACUAGCUUGAGCCAUCCUCAGUCUCAGCCUGACUCAGCUGGAUCUCAGCAUCCGUCUAACACAGGUCCUGGGCCUAGUCCUGCCCCAGUCCCUUACCCCCAGGAUUCUGGUACACUAUCACUGUUCUUCAAAAACAGUGAUGUGGAAAAUGAGGAAACACUGGCUGAAGAGAGAAAUAAGGCAGUGAAUGGUAUCCCUGGAUCAUUUCAGCAUCACAGCAACCCACAAGCCCACAGUGGCCAUGGAGAUGUUCCUCUGGAUUAUCAAGGAGUUCCUCUUCAAGAUCAUUCACAUGUACCAUACAUUAAUGAUGGCAGUGAUGCAUCACAGGGAGGUAUCCAGAAGCUCUCUGAUUCCCAUUAUGAUCAUGUGGAGAAUUUGGAAUGUGUCCCAAACCAGGAAGUAUUGCCUAGUGAAACGCAUGGGGGCCCUCUUGCUACUGCAGCCCAUGCAUCCCAGUUUGAAACUGGGCCUAACCUGGAGACUCCAGAUUCUAUUCCAAGACCAAUGAGGUCUGCCAGUGUAUCAUCCAACUAUAGCAAUAUGAGCCAUGGAAGUGGAACUGGCACUCGUAGGCAGAAGGGAGUAGUAGGUACAUUUAUUCAGCAAGAAAGCCCUCAUCUCACUGAUGAUGUUAAUGUGUCGGCUACUCCUGGAGGCUACUUUGAGCAGAUUGACACUUCUCCAGCUGGAGAUUUGGGUGCACAAGAAAGUUCCCCAGAGCAGAUGUGGCCUCCCACAUCUAGCCCCCCCAAACCAACAGGUAUCUUUCAGGCUAGUGCUAACAGCUCUUUUGAACCUGUUCGUUCGCAUGGGGUUGGGGUGCGUCCACCUGAAGUUGACGUGGCUAAAAUUGUAGCAGAAGGGGGUGCAGAUUCUACACCUGGCAACCUGGAGCUGCCGCCCGAUAAUAUGGAAAAUAUUUAUGGCCCAAGCCACCCUUUGCCUGCUGGAGCUGGAGGUGGGGUACCUCAUCUGUCUCACCCGGUGGUUCAUUCUCACUCACGACCUUCAUCCCGUGCUUAUGGGCCCAGUCGGCCCUGUGAAAGCCCUGCUGCUACUCUGUGGGCUCAGAAUGAUGCUACUAGCUUGGGCUCUAAUAUCCUCCUAGCCCCUGCUGCCCCGACAGUUCUUGCCCCUCUGCGAAAGCCAAGUGCUGAUGUCAUCCAACCCCCAGAGGAUGGACCACUGGACCUCCAGCCCUACCAGAGAGUCCAACCAACUUCACAGCAGCAUUCAGAGAACUUAGAGAACCCACCAAACGUGAGUGAGGCAGAGCCAACUGAUUCUCAAGGCAACCUGGGAUAUGCAUCUCUCCUGGUAUCUGACUCACUCCACCAGUCUGUUUUGAUUGCCCCGCCUGUGUCAAAUUACAGUGUGAUUCCUCCCGAUAAUCUUGCUCAAGCAGUCAGUCAAAGUAGUCUUAAGGAAACUACCCCACCUCUGAAAUCACUCACACAGGGGCAGGGUACCAGUAGCUCCCAACCACCUUCAGUAACUCCUAAUCUGAAUCCACUGUUUUCCCCAGGACCAAUAAACUUGACUUCUUUAACCUCUAGCCAGGGUCCGCUCAAUCUGACUCGAGACAACACAGAGGCAUCAACAUCAGAAAUCAUAGCUCCACUGCAAUCUCAGCCAGUCCUCCCUCCUCUUUCAAGGGGCCAGUCAUCGGGUGGAGACAGCCACUCUGCUCUCCAUGUUCAUCCACACACUUCUCUUGUGAUUACUCCUGUCUCUAAUCAUAAUCAUCCGUCCAAUUAUGAACUGCUUGAUUUUUGUAUGCACCAAUCACAAACCCAAAAUCAAGCAUUUGGUCAUCCCUCCUCUCUGCAUGAGUCUCCACAGUCUAGUAAUGGAUUUUACCUACAGGUCACCAAAGAUGCUCAGCAGGGGGUUAGAAUGGAAGGGAAGGCCCCAGUCCAGACGCCAGCCUCUUCAUCUACCCCACAUGUACAGUCACCACCCUCCCAAGCAGCUGCAAACACCCAGCCGCCACCAACCAAACCUCCUAAGACAUCAGAUUCUCAGGCGUUACUGCCGGCAAAAGGUGAUGCCCCUCCUGUUCCAGUGAGUGAAGGAGAACCGUCCUCUGGCCAGUAUCCAAUCCCAGCUCAGGGGCCUGCUGCAAGGAGUGCUCCUCCUGCUGUUCCUGUAGCAGCCUACCCUCCAGGGCCUGAAGGACCAGUACCUCCAGGAGGUUCCCAGCCAGCACCUGCACAGCCACCUCGACCUUCCUCUGUCGGCGGCCAGCAAGGCUACGGUCCUCCUCCUCCAGUGUCGGGGCAGAUGUAUAGUGGCUAUUAUGGUAAUUAUGGAGAAUACUACGAUAGCAGAGCACCUUAUCCUCCUGGCCAGUACCCACAACCACCUGGGGAUCCUAGAGCACAGCAAUAUUAUCAAGAUGCUCAAUACAGGAGCAGAACAGAUCCUUGGUAUGGCAGAUAUGAUGGGCAGGCCCCAGCUUAUCGUGAUCCAUACUACCAGUAUAGAGAGCCUCAGCCAGACCGACCCAGCUCCCAGGCUAGUCAGAGCUCUGACAGGCCCUCAUCCAGACAAGGCUAUCCUGAUGACUACCACAGAGCAAACCCAAGUGCUUAUAGUGAAUAUUAUCCAGAUUACACCAAGAACUACGAUUACAGAGGAUACCCCUAUGGACAAUAUGACCCACGAUACAGAGGAUACUAUGAUCAAUCCUACUGGUCUAAUUACGACAGCAGCUACAGAGGCAGAGACAACUAUUAUAAUCAACAAAUGUAUCCUGCCAGAAAGGACGGCUAUGAUGACCAGUGGCGGUACUAUCCUGGGUAUGAUCCCAGUUUUGAUGAUGAUUAUCAUCGACGUGAGGAAAUGUAUGGCGAUGAUUUCGACCGACGCAGCGUCCACAGUGAGCAGUCGGCCCACAGUGUGCACAGCUCUCACAGCCACCACAGCAGACGAAGCAGCUUCAGUUCACAUUCACAGCAGAGCCAGGCAUACAGGAGCCAGCCUGACUUGGUGUCAGCAGCUUAUGACAACACAGCACCUACUCUGGCUGUGGACUACUCUUAUGGGCAGUACCCAAACCCAGCUGAUGCUUCCCAAAACUACAGCCAGUACCUCUAUCCCUCAGAGUACACUGCAGACAGCACCUGGGUCGCACCUGAACAACCGCCCCCUCGUCCUGCAACCCCAGAGAAAUUCACCAUGCCCCACCGUUGUGCCCGGUUUGGACCUGGUGGUCAACUGGUCCAAGUUCUGCCCAAUCUACCUUCAGCUGGACAGCCUGCUCUCGUUGAUAUACAUAACAUAGAGACCAUGCUGCAGGAUACCACAGAUCAGGCAGAACUACGAGCCUUCCCUGGACCGCUUCUUAAAGAAGAGACCCAUAAGGUGGAUGUGAUAAAGUUUUCCCACAACAAAGCGCUGGAGUGUUCUCGUGACAACAAUCUCUUGGACAGGGACUCUGCCCGUUUGCUCUGGGACUUCAUUGUGCUGCUCUGUAGACAGAAUGGGACUGUGGUAGGCACGGACAUCGCUGACCUUUUGUUGAAAGAGCAUCGCUCUGUUUGGUUACCGGGCAAAAGUCCUAAUGAAGCCAACCUGAUUGAUUUUAACAAUGAACCACUGGCAAGAGCUGAGGAGGAGCCUGGAGCAGGACCACUCUCCCUCCUAUCUGACACCUUCAUGACGGUUCCAGAGAACAUUGGCAAGGAAACAGAGCGCUUCAGGGAGCUGCUGCUGUUUGGUCGCAAGAAGGAUGCACUAGAAGCAGCUAUGAAGGUAGGUCUCUGGGGCCACGCCUUGCUGUUGGCCAGUAAGAUGGACAACAGGACACACGCACGUGUCAUGACAAGGUUUGCCAACAGUUUGCCCAUCAAUGACCCUCUGCAAACAGUGUACCAGCUGAUGUCAGGAAGGAUGCCUGCAUCAGCCACUUGCUGCGGAGAGGAGAAGUGGGGUGAUUGGCGUCCUCACCUGGCCAUGGUGCUGUCUAACCUUACACACACCCUGGAUCUGGACACUCGCACAAUCACGACCAUGGGUGACACUCUUGCUUCCAAAGGGCUGAUUGAUGCUGCACACUUCUGCUAUUUGAUGGCUCAAGUUGGUCUGGGGGUUUUCACAAAGAAAAGCACCAAGAUGGUUCUGAUUGGCUCCAACCACAGUCUCCCCUUUUACCAAUUUGCAACCAAUGAAGCGAUUCAGAGGACUGAGGCCUAUGAGUAUGCUCAGUCUCUAGGCUCCCAGCCCUGCUUACUGCCCAAUUUCCAGGUAUUCAAGUUGAUCUAUGCAUGCCGCUUGGCUGAAGCAGGCCUGAGUGCUCAGGCCUUCCACUAUUGUGAAGUUAUCUCUCGGACUGUCCUCAUGCAGCCCUCCUACUUCUCUCCUGUUUUCAUUAGCCAAAUCAUACAGAUAUCGGAAAAGCUGCGGUUCUUUGAUCCUCAACUGAAGGAGAAACCUGAGCAGGAGCUGUUCAAUGAGCCAGAAUGGCUGAUUCACCUCAGACAGCUGGAUGGACAGAUCAGGACAGGGGUGAUUACGUAUAAUACAAACAGAACAACUCCUACACAGUUUGACUGUAGCACCCCCAGCUCUGACUUGGACCAGCCCAGUCCACCUGAACCUUACAGCAUGCCGCUGGAGGUGGAUGGCCCCACCCCUGACAACCCACUAAUGAGCUCAUUACUGCCCGGGCCUCCACCACAGGGAGUACAGCUGAUGCCUCCAGCUCCCACCUCCAUCCUCCAAGAUGGGAUGGGCCCACAUCAGCCUUUACCCCACAGUGAUGUGUUCCGGUUCUACCCAGUACCCCCAACUGGGCCACCAGGCCAGAUCCCCAUCUCAGGCUACCCUCCACAGGAUCCUGGCUUUGCACCUCCUCCCUUCCAGCCUCAACUUGAGCAGUCAGGCAUUUAUCCAGGAGCCCAUCAGCAGCCACAUCCCCCACCUCUUCAAGUGGGCCAAAUGUCACCACAUAUGCCCCCUCAGGUGCAGCAUUCACCUGUGCAGAUGAACCACCCGUCAGCCCAGACACCUACACACAUGCCCCCUUCUCCUGGGCAUAUGCCGUCUGUAGACCAGUCGCUCCAGGGCCCACCAGACAUGCAGACAGGUCAGCCCAUAUCAUCCUCCCCACGCAGAAGCUCCCUCACACCUCAGAUGGAUUUCUAUGACCGCAUGGCUCACAUGGGAUCUGGGAGGAGAUCUAGGACUACUUCACAAUCUUCAAUUCACAUGGAUCCAGGACGGCGAUCUCGCACCACCUCCGAGUCUUCCACUCACUCUGGAGGAAGAGAACGCAGUAACUCGGCCAUCAAGCAGGUCUCUCCACCUCCGCCUUCAAUUCCUGAACAACCCCACAAAGAAGAGGCCAAGAAAGUCAAGAAAGACUCCCCGAAAAAGAGCGGUGGUGGUGGCUGGCUGAACUGGCUCUAUAGGAAGGGGAGAAAUGAGGCUCACUUGCCAGAUGACAAAAACAAAUCAAUUGUGUGGGAUGAACAGAAACAGAGAUGGGUCGACUUGAACGAGCCUGAAGAGGAGAGUAAGCCCCCUCCACCGCCUCCCUCUGGCUUCCCCAAGAUGACUCAGAUGCCUGGUUCCGGAGGGCCUGCUGCACCCCCGAGUGCUGGUCCUCCUGUCAACAUGUUUUCCAGGAAAGCAGGCACAAAGAGCAGAUAUGUGGAUGUUCUGAACCCCAGUAGAGCAGCUAAACCAGGCGGACUACCCCCUGCUCCCAUGGACAUCUUUGCUCCUCUGGCACCAAUGCCCAUGCCUGCUAACCUGUUUGUGCCUAGUUCAGCUCCUGACAAUCAGCAGCCUCUGGAGGGCAGCGAAGGAGGAAAUCAGGAGCAGAAUUCACCGAACACCAUCACUGCACCACAGGUAUCGAUGUUCAACCCCACAUUGUUACCACCUGCUCCAGAGGGUCCUCCUGUGCCUGAUGGCUCCCAGUCCAGCGAGCUCUCACGUUCUAGCUCAAUGAGUUCUUUAUCACGUGAAGUGAGUCAGCAUUUAAACCAGAGUCAUCCUGCACAGGGAGCUGCACCCACAGGAGGCAUCACCUUUUAUAACCCUGCACAGUUUGCACAGACAAGUGCGCCAUCAGGAGGGGGUCUCCGCUCUGGUCGUUUGGGCGGUCAGCGCCAGUACCCAGUGAUGAAGUAAUCAUCAUCCUGCAGAGAGACUGUGUAAACAGACUUGUUGGAUAGAUUGAUAUCCUACCAGGAAGUAAAUGAAGCACAUGUUCAUACUGCUCUCUGUCGUAAGGACCCUUCUUUUUGCUUAAAUCUAAGAAGAGCAUAAUCGGUCUCCCUCGUGUCCAUCUUUGUCAGACAACUUAACCACUCUGUGAUCUUUUUCUUUAGUUCAACAGUUGUCACUGGUUUUAACAGGCAUGAUGUUUCUUUGAAGGGCUUAGUCUUGCAUCCAAAACAGAAAGCAGACAGUUAAAUGAUGGAUUUUAACACAUGGAAAAGCAUAUCCAUGGAUCCAUUCACACACAUCCUGUAUGAUAAUGUAGGUAUAAUUUAGUGUACAAUAAAUAUGUUGCUCCUCAAUGCCAGCUUUUCUUCAAAUGCUGCCCUGUUAACACUAUGAUCAACCCAGGUCUUGUUGUAGGUUUCCCUUUCUGUCUGAAGUCCAGAUGUCCAUGUUUGACUGUAUGUGUGAUGGCUAGAAUGAAAGUGGUGCCUUUUAAUUUUAUGUUCUUAUAAUGGGCUUGUACGUGCAUUUGUAGCUAUUCUGUGUUCUGUCAACUGGAGGCAGCGUUUUGUGUGAGAAGUAGCACAUUGUCUGCUGUGUUUGCUUUUUUUGUUGCCCUCCAGAAAAGGAAGGAUGCUGGACAACACAGGAAAGAGACUCGUAAUUUCUUCACAACUUAAGAGUUGGAAGAAGUCUGCAGUGUUGGGAUGCUGCUCUUUCCAGAUAUUUAUUUAAAUGUCCUGCUGCCCGUCAGCAACUCUUCACUUUAAAGAUACAUCAGGGGCUUUUGUCCAACUUAGGUUUCAAUUUCUCCUCCUU
Molecule: messenger RNA, 8120 nt
Organism: Monopterus albus (swamp eel)
Lineage: Eukaryota; Metazoa; Chordata; Actinopteri; Synbranchiformes; Synbranchidae
Gene: sec16a
Product: SEC16 homolog A, endoplasmic reticulum export factor
Exons: 31
Coding region: 201-7265 (2354 amino acids)
Biological process (GO): Golgi organization
Cellular component (GO): endoplasmic reticulum exit site; ER to Golgi transport vesicle membrane
Source: RefSeq, a predicted model, not a curated record